Messenger RNA from Diprion similis, 2434 nucleotides. It is a transcript of the gene Gpdh1, whose product is annotated as glycerol-3-phosphate dehydrogenase [NAD(+)], cytoplasmic-like. Lineage: Eukaryota; Metazoa; Arthropoda; Insecta; Hymenoptera; Diprionidae. Gene Ontology annotation, biological process: glycerol-3-phosphate catabolic process; carbohydrate metabolic process. The transcript has 7 exons. Gene Ontology annotation, cellular component: cytosol; glycerol-3-phosphate dehydrogenase (FAD) complex. Gene Ontology annotation, molecular function: NAD binding; protein homodimerization activity; glycerol-3-phosphate dehydrogenase [NAD(P)+] activity. The coding region runs from base 264 to 1316 and encodes 350 amino acids. The record is from RefSeq and is a predicted model, not a curated record.
CGAUCAGCGUUGCGUUCGGUAGGUAAAUCCAGUUUCGACCUCCCUUGGAUCCACUGGCCAGUAGUCGUCGCAGUAGCUUCAGUCGUGGUCGAGCUUCAGGAUCAGUCGCGUGGGAAUCGGAGGCCGCGGGAAACGUGGUGGGCAGUGCUUAGUGCGCGUGUGAAUCGUCUAUCUUUUUCUUUUCCCUUUCUGCUUUCCUCUUCUCGUGGGCACCCGAAACGCCGAUUUCGUCAAUAAAACAAAGCAACGUGAACGCAUUAGCAAUGGCAGAAAAGAAACGCGUCUGCAUCAUAGGCUCUGGCAACUGGGGAUCUGCGAUUGCUAAAAUCGUCGGUAAGAAUGCCAGGGAACUUCCUCAGUUCGAAGAACGAGUCACGAUGUACGUUUACGAGGAGUUGAUAGACGGUAAAAAACUUACCGAAAUCAUCAACGAGACUCACGAGAACGUCAAGUAUCUACCAGGGCACAAGAUUCCCGAAAAUGUGAUCGCGGUACCGGAUGUCCUCGAGGCGGCCCGAGAAGCGGACAUCCUGAUAUUCGUUGUGCCCCACCAGUUUAUCCACAGGAUAUGCAGCGCCCUUCUUGGAAAGAUAAAAUCCACCGCUGUUGGCCUGUCGCUGAUCAAGGGAUUCGACAAACGUGAGGGUGGCGGCAUCGAGCUCAUAUCUCACAUAAUUGCUAAGGAGCUGAAAAUACCGGUUUCCGUUUUAAUGGGCGCGAAUCUUGCCUCGGAAGUUGCCGAUGAGAAGUUUUGCGAAACAACAAUUGGUUGCAAGGAUAAACUUGUUGCGCCAUUUCUCAGGGACAUUAUCCAGACCAGCUACUUCAGGGUUGUGGUCGUUGACGAUGCCGACGCUGUAGAAUGCUGCGGUGCGCUCAAGAACAUUGUGGCCUGCGGCGCUGGUUUUGUCGAUGGUUUGGGACUUGGGGAUAACACAAAGGCAGCGGUGAUCAGACUUGGACUGAUGGAAAUGAUCAAGUUCGUGGAUGUCUUCUUUCCCGGUGGACAGUUGUCUACUUUCUUCGAAAGCUGCGGAGUCGCUGAUCUCAUAACUACCUGCUACGGAGGUCGAAACAGAAAAGUUUCCGAAGCUUUUGUCAGGACUGGAAAGAGCAUCGCCGAACUCGAAACUGAGAUGCUGAACGGCCAGAAAUUGCAGGGGCCUUUUACCGCCGAAGAAGUCAAUUAUAUGCUCAAGUCGAAGGGCAUGGAGGGAAGGUUUCCGCUCUUCACAGCAAUACAUCGAAUCUGCGUGGGCGAGCUAAAGCCUAGCGAUCUCAUCGACUGCAUUCGCAGUCAUCCGGAGCAUAUGUAAGCCGAAAGAAAUAUUAGAGUCGAGAGUAGCGUCAGCCACGACACAAGCUGAACGAACUUGUGUCCCGAUUCCUCUGCUUUUAUCCUUGCUUCCGUUGCGAUUAUUCUUUUUCCCACUCAAAUAAAUGGGAUGUUGGGCUUUUAAUUAUUGGCGUUGCUUUGAAUUGCUCAACGAAAUUCUACGAUGACAAAAUCAGAAUAAAUAGGUAAUACCGGAUUUCUUCUGGAUACUUUAAAAGGUAUUAUUAUUACCUUAUGCGUGGAAAAAACAGAGUAGUGCAAAAAUUUCUUCAUGCACAAAGACUAUGACGUUAUUUUGAUAUUUUAACAUGAUGUAGUAAAAUUAUUACAUACGUAUACCUAUGUGAAAAAAGUUUAGCAUGGAUAUAUCAUCGUAGAAUAGAUGAAAUUCUGACCAUAGAGACGAAUAGCAUUUCAUCAAUGUCGAUUUCAAAUUGUUAACCGCAUCGUCGGGUGUAAAAGAAAACUUUUAAACAUUAGAAAAAUCCUCUUUCAUUCCUUUACACAAUUCAAUUCAAUUUACUUUCCAAUCUUUAUUGAUUUUCUCCUUCUUUACUUCAAGCAUCCGUGCUAACAGAAAAAUUCUUGAAUUGCGUAACGCUCAACUAUCCCUCUAGACAGGAAACCUCAACCACUUGUUAAAUAUAGGCAACUGUGAUUUCCCUCGCACGUGUUUACUUCUUUGAUUAAUAUCUUGUUUUAUUGACAAGUAUAAUGUUAAUUUACCACUUGCCCCACUUCAAAGCUCUACUAUGCUGUAGUAUGACGAUUAUUCAUCGUUUCGUACCAGUUAUGUACAACAUUGUAUUAUACGUUUGAGAUAUUAAUAUCGCUACGUGGAAUUAGAUGGCAAAAAACAGCUGCGUUUCAGUUUCAACGUUAUAUGUAUAAUGAAAUCUAAAUUAUUGGGAUGAAUCGCGUCAAGUAAAAAGUCGAUAAAGUAAUGCUUGCGAUCAGCAACGGUACUUUGUUAACUUUAACAAUUUUUAAUUCCCGUUUUUUCUCCCCUCCUUAUUAUCAAUUUCCGAACCACUCUGAAAACGCAAAAUCAUCAACUUAUUUGCCUGCUAAAGCGUUGCAAUGAGUACAUUUAACGAG